GACUUGGUGCAGCAGUUGGUCAGUGUGUGUUUAGCUCUAAUUCUCUCUUCGGAUUAAUGUGUGUGUUUGGGUCCUUAGUAAGAAUGCAGGUGUGUUUUCUUCUCCUCCUCAUACAGCUUCAUGCUACUAAAGGCUGCACACUGGAACAAUCCGUAGAGACAAAAUCCAUCACUGCAUACACAGGAGACACAGUACUGCUGCCCUGCUCCUGCACUGACCUCACCACACCUGGGACAUUCACAUGGGAGAAAUACACAAAUAAAUGGGUAAAGAUAUCUCCUGAGCAGUACAAAGACAGAUUUCAGCUGGUUAAUGAUCACUCUUCAGGAAAUCUCUCUCUGCUCAUAUCACACCUGACUGUAGAGGAUGAUGGAUUUUACAGGUGUAGUGUCGGAGGUGGUGAAUACAGAGUCUUCAGACUCACUGUUAAAGGCUGCACACUGGAACGAUCCAGAGAGACAAAAUACAUCACUGCAGACACAGGAGACUCAGUACUGCUGCCCUGCUCCUGCACUGACCUCCACACCACACCUGGGACAUUCACUUGGAAAAAACUAAUAAAUUAUUGGGUAGAUAUAUCUCCUGAGCAGUACAAAGACAGAUUUCAGCUGGUUAAUGAUCACUCUUCAGGAAAUCUCUCUCUGCUCAUAUCACACCUGACUGUAAAGGAUGGAGGAGAUUACAGGUGUAGUGUCGGAGGUGGUGAAAACAGAGACGUCAUACUCACUGUUAAAGUUCUUGUAGACGUCACACCUACAAAACCAACCCUGGUGGUCAAGAACAAAAUGAACACACACCCUGAAACAUGUGGAAAAGAGUCUCUCCCCUUCGUCCCCUUCGCUGUGGUGACUGUGAUCUUUCUGCACAUCAUCGUAGCUGUGGUCUAUUGCAGCACCAUAAAGAAAGACUCUCCAUAUAGUCCUGAUAGAGUUCAUUACAGCAGAGCUGAUGGAGAUGGAAAAGUGAAUCUGCAGAAGAGAACAUCAUCAGCAGAAGAGACACAUGUUUAACAGCAGCGACCCUCAACACACCUGAUUAACAGAUCAGAUAGUUCCAUGAGUUUAUAUCACAUGAGUGUAUUACAUCAUCCACCUGUGGCUUUAAACUAAGGCAA
Clarias gariepinus (North African catfish) is the source of this 1114-nucleotide messenger RNA. RefSeq lists its product as uncharacterized. The transcript has 6 exons. Gene Ontology annotation, cellular component: external side of plasma membrane. The record is from RefSeq and is a predicted model, not a curated record. Lineage: Eukaryota; Metazoa; Chordata; Actinopteri; Siluriformes; Clariidae. The coding region runs from base 57 to 1010 and encodes 317 amino acids. Gene Ontology annotation, biological process: positive regulation of T cell proliferation; T cell costimulation; immune response.